This is a messenger RNA of Spathaspora passalidarum NRRL Y-27907, 2394 nucleotides long. RefSeq names its product Kip4p (gene KIP4). Gene Ontology annotation, molecular function: ATP binding; microtubule motor activity; microtubule binding. Gene Ontology annotation, biological process: microtubule-based movement. Bases 1 to 2394 code for a protein of 797 amino acids. The transcript is spliced from 4 exons. NCBI's taxonomy places the organism in Eukaryota, Fungi, Ascomycota, Pichiomycetes, Serinales, Debaryomycetaceae. The record is from RefSeq and is a predicted model, not a curated record.
AUGACGUCCAGUCAAGGCUUCGCUGAGUCACAAUCACCCAGACUUGGCUCCCCUGGUAAUAGAUCCACAUCAUCGUUCACUUUCCACACUCCAUUAAGCCGUACUGUUAACUGCAGCACCAAUGAGAACAACCCGAUUAAAGUAAUAUGUCGUGUUCGUCCGGAGAAUUCCUGGGAAGCAAGAAAAGGUCGUUCUAUCGUGGGGUUUCCUAAUAGCGAAACUAUUUCCAUUCAUGGGCGAGAUGUUACCAACACCUUCACAUUUGAUCGGGUAUUUGACCACAAUGCAAGUCAGUUGGACGUUUAUCAGUAUUCAAUUUCCGAAAUCGUGGAUGAUGUGUUUAAUGGAUAUAACGGUACCGUUCUAGCUUAUGGACAGACUGGUGCUGGUAAAUCCUAUACUAUGAUGGGAUCUCCUUUAGACUAUAAUGAAAAGGGGAUCAUACCUCGUAUUUCGGAGGAAAUAUUCUCCCGUAUUAACAAUGGUUCUCCUGAUAUUGAAUACACAGUUGCUGUUUCAUUCAUGGAGAUAUACAUGGAACAAAUUAAAGAUUUGAUUUGUAUUGCCCAUAAUGAUAAUCCUGAGUAUAAAUUUGAAAUCCACGAGGAUAAAACCAACGGGAUUUACGUUACUGGACUUUCGCAACAAUUUGCCAAUUCCGAAGAAGAUUUAUUAAGGAUAUUAGGUGAAGGUAUAAAAUAUCGAUCAACUUCAGCCACAAACAUGAAUCUGGAAAGUUCCAGAUCACAUACUAUAUUCGAAUUGAAAUUAACCCAAAAACACAUAGAAACCGAGGUAUCCAAAUACUCUAGGUUAUUUUUGGUUGAUUUAGCUGGGUCUGAAAAAGUGGACAAGACCGGGUCUCAAGGCCAGACUUUGCAAGAAGCAAAGAAGAUUAACUUGUCGUUAUCAGCGUUAGGAAACGUCAUUAAUUCAUUAACUGAUGGGAAAUCUACUCAUGUACCUUAUCGUGAUUCCAAAUUAACGAGAAUUUUGCAAGAAUCACUUGGAGGUAAUUCUCGAACUUCAUUAAUCAUCAACUGCUCUCCAUCGUCUUUGAAUGAAUUGGAAACAAUAUCGACUCUUCGAUUUGGAACCCGAGCCAAGUUCAUCAAGAAUGAAGCCCAUGUUAACACUGAAUUGAGCCCUGCAGCAUUAAAGAAUAAAGUCAACCAAUUGGAGAAGUUGAAUGAAAACAAUCAAGCUUACAUUAAGCAAUUGGAACAAGAAUUGGAUCACUGGAGAACAAAUGGCAAUGCACACGCUGCUGCUUCUACUUCUCCAAGUUCUCCUGGUACACAAAUGGUUGUUCGUAAGUCCUCUAUGCAUUCCAGAUUACCUGUAUUGUCACUUGCAUCUACCAUGCAGACUGCAGUUCCAAAUAAUGAUGAAGUGGAAAGAAGGGAUAGAAAGAUUGAAGAGUUGGAAAAUAUUAUCUUGAACUUGAAGGUUCAAAAUUUACGAUCAUCACACAACGAAGACUCCAAGAUGUUUGCUCUUGAGAAUUCCUUACACAAUAUAAGCAAUAAGUUGAAUGAAGUUGAAUUGAUUAAUAUCAACUUGCGCAAGCAUUUAUUGAUUAGUGAAAAGAUUAUUGAAUCCCGUGACAAAAAGAUUCAACGGUUGAAAAUGGCCUUGAAGGACCAACAAAUGCAAAUAUCUCGCGAGGCCCUCAGUUUCAGAAACCGACUUGGAGAAAUCCAGCUUCGCUUGGAAGAAUUGAAUAAACACAAGCAAGAAGAAUUGAGCGUUCAAAAAGACUUGUUGAUGGCUGAACGUGGCCGAAUGGCUACUGCGACACCUACUGCAUUUGCUAAUGAAACUCCAUUUACUAAUGACGACGUGGUUACUAUUUCCGAUGUUGAUCCUGAUCCUAGCUUGAUAGAUUCUGAUGAUGAAUCAAAUGAGUUGAGUGCCGAUGAAAGUAAAGAAACCAUUGGCGACAGUCCAGAACUGUAUGAGCAAGAGACCAUACUUGAUGAUAGCCACUCACGCUCAGGACGUGCUCUGAUUGGUGUUUCUUCUCGAGCAUCCACUACAAUAAGUAAGCUUUCCGACUAUGGGUUCUCGAUAUAUCUGUCGAAAAGACUCAAUUCACCCCGCAGUGAGAAAACAUCAAUUACUGAACUUGAAUCUGAUAUUAUUAACUACCAGCAUGAAUAUGUUUCCAUUGGUGAUUUUUUAAAAGAGAGCAGAAAGAAGUUUCUGCAAUACAACCCCAGUCUUAGAUCCAGUCUGACCAUAGGUGAAGACAAUGGUGGGGAUACUUCGCUGAUGGCAGAUAUGUUUGACGAAGGUCCCAAACAACCCAAGAAACACACUCAGGGGUUCAAUUUGAAGAUUGUCAAGCCGAUGAGGAGCGGUUCUUUGGGAAUUUGCUUAGGUGUAAAUUAG